Molecule: messenger RNA, 1482 nt
Organism: Colletotrichum siamense
Lineage: Eukaryota; Fungi; Ascomycota; Sordariomycetes; Glomerellales; Glomerellaceae
Gene: csnB
Product: COP9 signalosome complex subunit 2
Exons: 3
Coding region: 1-1482 (493 amino acids)
Biological process (GO): protein deneddylation
Cellular component (GO): COP9 signalosome
Source: RefSeq, a predicted model, not a curated record
AUGUCUGAUGACGAGGACUUCAUGCAGGAGUCUGACGAGGAGCAGUACGACUUCGAGUACGAGGAAGACGAUGACGAGGAGUCGGGUGACGUCGGCAUCGAAAACAAGUACUACAAUGCGAAGCAGCUCAAGCUUACCGACCCCGAGGAUGCGAUCACAGAGUUCCUGGGCAUACCGCCUUUAGAAGACGAAAAGGGCGAAUGGGGCUUCAAAGGACUGAAGCAGGCGAUAAAGCUUGAGUUCAAUCUGGGCCAGUACGAGAAGGCUACGGAACACUACGCCGAGCUCCUCACGUACGUCAAAUCAGCGGUCACAAGAAACUACUCCGAGAAGUCAAUCAACAACAUGCUAGACUACAUUGAGAAGGGAUCAGAUGGCCCCAAGGCGGUGGCGUGUGUCGAGAAGUUCUACUCGCUCACCCUCGAGAGCUUCCAGAGCACAAACAACGAGAGACUCUGGCUCAAGACCAACAUCAAGCUCGCAAAGCUUCUUCUCGACCGCAAGGACUAUAACACGGUAUCCAAGAAGCUCCGCGAUCUUCACAAGGCCUGUCAGAAGGAGGACGGUAGCGACGACCCCAGCAAGGGAACGUACUCUAUGGAAAUAUACGCGCUGGAGAUCCAGAUGCAUGCCGAGACGAAGAACAACAAGCAACUCAAACGGCUGUAUCAGCGUGCCUUGAAGGUUCGCUCCGCCGUCCCGCAUCCGAAGAUCAUGGGCAUCAUCCGCGAGUGCGGCGGCAAGAUGCACAUGAGUGAGGAGAACUGGGCAGAAGCCCAGACGGACUUCUUCGAAUCCUUCCGCAACUACGACGAGGCCGGCUCGCUUCAGCGCAUCCAGGUCCUCAAGUAUCUCUUGCUCACGACGAUGCUGGUCAAGUCGACCAUCAACCCCUUCGACUCACAGGAGACCAAGCCUUACAAGCAGGACCCGCGCAUCACGGCCAUGACGGACCUGGUGGAUGCCUACCAACGUGAUGAUGUCCACGCCUACGAGAACGUUCUCCAGAAGAACCAAGACAUCCUGGCCGACCCCUUCAUUGCUGAGAACAUUGACGAGGUCACGCGUAACAUGCGCACAAAGGGUGUCGUCAAGCUCAUCGCUCCCUACACGCGCAUGAAGCUCGCCUGGAUCGCGAAGCAGCUCAAGAUUUCACUGCCUGAGGUCCAAGACAUCCUCGGCUUCCUCAUUGUCGAUGGAAAGAUUGACGGCAAAAUCGAUCAGCAGGCAGGCACGCUCGAGAUCCAGUCGGACGCAGACAGCCAGCGCACCAAGGCCAUGUACGAGCUCACGCAGUCCGUCUCAAGUCUCUACACGACCAUGUUCAAGGACGGCGACGGCUUCAGGACCGCCGAGUUCCCUACUGAUGAUCAGAACAUGGACGUCAUGGGAGGGCUGACACCUAGAGCCGGUGGUCCCCGAGGAGCGCCGCGUGGAGCCGGACGUAAGGGUAAGGGCGUGUCGACUCAUUGGCAGACCUGA